Molecule: messenger RNA, 1794 nt
Organism: Coregonus sp. 'balchen'
Lineage: Eukaryota; Metazoa; Chordata; Actinopteri; Salmoniformes; Salmonidae
Source: the annotation of a GenBank genome assembly
AUGCUAAAUCCGGCUAACGGCGACCCGGUCCACGUCGUUACAAAUUAUGUGGAAGAAUAUUUGGACUUGGUCGAAUCACUACCAUUCGACCUACAGAGGAGCGUGUCUCUUAUGAAGGAAAUUGAUGCAAAAUACCAAGGCAAUUUGUUCACAUUUCAUCCACCGACUAGUUAUCUACAUACCUCUAAUCAUAUAAUGUAGCUAGCUAACGAAACUGUUAGCCCAGCUAGCUGACGUUAGCUACGGUAGUAGUUAGCAAGUACCUGGCUACUGAUGGCAUUCAGGUAUACAAGCUUGUCAGCCUGUGUAUCUGUAAUAUAGUUGAAAUAGUAGAUACCCUUUUAUUUCAAUUUUCACUUAGUUAUAACUGGAUUUGUUCCAAAGUAUGUAAAGGUAUUUAGCUAGCUACAGUAAUAAACGGUUGUUUACCUAAUAAACUAUUGUUUUCCCCUUUACAAAUGGGCCAUGUUUGUUACAUCUCUUGCAUAUUUUGUUUUUCUCAGAUGUCCUACAGGAGCUGGAUGAUGCUUAUGAGCGAUACCGUCGGGAGUCCGACCCUCUCCAGCAGCGCAGAAUGCAGCUGUCCAUCCAGAGAGCUCUCAUCAGCAGCCAGGAGCUAGGAGAUGAGAAGAUACAGAUUGCUGGGCAGAUGGUGCGUAAACAUGGCUGGCUGCCUGUAAACUUUGCUGAAUGACUGUCCAGCUUGAAAAUAACAAUAAUAUAUAGAUGAGGUAGCGGCAAAGCCCACAUUGGUUACUCUCCUUGACCAACCAAUGUCACCCCACUGAUCACAACCCACACAGUAUAUAUAAUAAACCCUGUACUGUCCUACUGUUCCAGGUGGAGUUGGUGGAGAACCGUAGCCGGCAGGUGGACUGGCAUUCUGAGCUCCUCCACGCCUCCCAGGAGAACCCCGAGACCCAUGUACCCACAUCAACUGCUAUGACGACGACUGCAGCUUCCAUUAUGUCAAUGUCGGCAGUGACAACCACACCGGGCAAAGCAGGUCACCACGACAAGAGGCGUGACGAGGCAACGCCAGGCUCAGUCGGUGGAGGGGACAAGUCUGGCGGGAAACGCUCACGGCGGCAGAAGAACGGAGAGAACCGGGAGAGCUAUGGUGGCAUGGAUCAUGGUGACGAGGCGGGCAUGGGGGCGUCCAGGGAGAAGAGGGCCAAAACGUCGUCGUCCAAGAAGAAGAAGAGGUCAAAGGGCAAGUCAGAGAGGGAGGUGUCACCCCCAGACCUGCCCAUCGACCCAGACGAGCCCACCUACUGCCUGUGUGAACAGGUGUCCUACGGCGAGAUGAUUGGCUGUGAUAACGACGAGUGUCCCAUCGAGUGGUUCCACUUCUCCUGUGUGGGGUUGCAUCACAAGCCCAAGGGGAAGUGGUUCUGCCCCAAAUGCAGGGGUGAGAAUGAGAAGACCAUGGACAAGGCCCUGGAGAGGGCGAAGAAGGAGAGGGCCUACAACAGGUAGCUGCUCUACCUGGCCCAGUGGACAUUGUUUGUGGUCAUGUUAGUUUUGUGUUUUUGUUAUUGUAUUUUUCUACUCCCAAUUACUAUCAAUGCUGUUUGAAAAUGAAGAAUUGGGAAGAGGGACUUUGUUAUCAUUUUAGUAAAGGCUGUACUGUAAGAUGGACAUCCUGGUUCAGGACCACUGGUUUAGAGCAGAUAUGUAAUACAGGUUAUUGUGUCAGUCACACCAAGGAUUGUUGACGCUAGCUGUAUCAUGCAUGCAACAAUACUAGCCAUAUUGCUCCUCCAAAUGAACAAAUAAAACAUUUCAACCAAG